GAGGCCAAAAGAAAAAACCAACCAAAGCAAUGAGGAAGCGGAAGGGCAAUCGCGCCAAUGGAUUGAUCCAAGUGCCGCUUUAAACCAAUUCCUUCGACACGUUCGCUUUCCACUACACUUCACCGCUUUCCUUUCUCUCCCCAAAUAUUACACUGCCUUGCCUUCCUUCCCGCAUGCAAAACCCGCCGUAAUCACCACCGCCGCCACGAUUCCCCACCAGCCACAGUCCUCCCCUCUCCCCCUCCUUCUCAUGCCUUCCACCGUUCCACUUCGCGAAGACUCUUGGACUUUCGACCAUACUUCCACUCUCAUCCAUGCCUGGGGUCAACGUCAUCUCGAUUUGAACCGCGGCAGUCUUCGCCAUAAACACUGGCAAGAGAUCGCUGAUGCUGUCAACUCCAGCCAUGGCCACGACAGGAAGUUCUUUCGUACGGCUAUUCAGUGUAAAAACCGUAUCGAUACGCUUAAGAGGAAGUACAAAAUCGAGAAGGUGCGAAUUCAAGAAUCCGGUGGUAAGUACGUUUGCGCUUGGCCGUUUUUCUCAUGCCUUGACGAUCUUAUAGGGAAUAGCCACAAGGCUUCGACGUCGGUCUCCGUGUCUAACUCUCAAUCCUCACCGGUUACGUCUCCGAAAUUGUCGCUGUUCUCGAAGGUCCCGGUUGCUCCUCGAUCCGUAACUAAGAAGCGUCGUUCGACUCACGUUUAUAGGAGCUUUUGCGACUCCUACCUUCGUCGGGAUGAGAACUUGAAUGAGGAUGAAGGAAAAGAUGGCUUAGAUUCUGAUAAUUCGCUCUCGGGUUCAAGUUUCAAGGACAGAGAGGUAGGUUAUAGAAAACUGGCCGAGGCAAUAAGGACGAUUACUGAUAUUUAUGAGAGAGUGGAGGCAGAAAAACAGAGGCAGGUGUUGGAAUUGGAGAUGCAACGGAUGCAAUUCAUGAAGGAUUUAGAGUAUCAGAGAAUGCAACUUCUUUUGGACAUACACCUUAAGUUUCAAAAGAUCAAACGCGCCAGGCGAGCUUCUGAGGCCGAUUGUUACACGUAGCCAACGGACCAUAGUAAAGACUUCUUCAUUAUUUGAAAUAAUGAAAGAAGUUGUUUUCAUCUGAGGAAAAUGAAAAACCCAAAGUAGUAAAGACGUCGAUGUUUAUUUCUUUUGUGAAAAACACACAUGCACAGCACAGCCUUGAUGCAGGUCAUGAUUUCAGCUUAGUUUCGGGCGGAGGAUCUGGUGGUGCUGCCUGGCAAUGGAAUGAACAAGUUUUUGGAUUAACCAUCAUUUCCUCCCUUUUUGUGAAGUUUCCAACAGUUUACGUUUCAGUAAUUACUAAUGUAAUCACCUGCUUAUUUUGUUCAUCUGAAUCAGCUACCCAAAUAUACACAUAUAUAUAUAUUCUAUAUAUAUAUUCUAUAUUUCUCCCUACAAGUUCUGUGCAUACUAUAUGUAUUUUAUAUGUAUCUAUGUAGGUGUGUGUGUGUAUAUAUAUAUAUAUAUAUAUUUACAGUA
Molecule: messenger RNA, 1504 nt
Organism: Cucumis sativus (cucumber)
Lineage: Eukaryota; Viridiplantae; Streptophyta; Magnoliopsida; Cucurbitales; Cucurbitaceae
Product: trihelix transcription factor ASIL2
Exons: 2
Coding region: 251-1042 (263 amino acids)
Cellular component (GO): nucleus
Molecular function (GO): transcription cis-regulatory region binding
Source: RefSeq, a predicted model, not a curated record